AUGACUCAACAACCAAAUUUCAAUGAACGUAUUCAGGUCGAUACAAGCGACGAAGAUUCCAUCUUCGAAACCGACUCACUCCUAGACUCCAAUCUCUCAUUCGCCUCGUCAAUCAGAGACUACUGCUACGAAAAUGGCCGCCGCUACCACGCAUACCGCCCCGGCCAAUACCCAUUCCCAAAUGACCAAGAAGAACAAGAGCGCCUUGCUCUAAUGCACCACCUCUUUAAAAUGCUCACAGGUGGCGACCUUUAUCGCGCCCCGAUCCCGAGAGACACAGAACCAAACACAGAAACAGGAACAGGAACAGGAACGCGAACACAAACAUGCCCGCCCCGCCGCUUCUUGGACAUUGGUACCGGUACGGCGGAGUGGGCCGUGGAGAUGGCAGAGGCCUUUCCCAAUGCCGAAGUUAUCGGCACAGACCUCAGUCCCAUCCAGCCGACCUGGUCGCCGCCAAACUGCCGCUUUUUCAUCGAUGAUAUUGAGAGUGACUGGGCCUAUUCUCCUAGUGAGGCGUUCGAUUAUAUACAUGCACGGUCUAUGGGCGGUGGGGUGGCCGAUUGGCCGCGGCUGCUCCGCCAGGCGUUUCAACACUUGAAGCCAGGUGGAUGGGUGGAGAUUCAGGAGUUUGAGACUAUUGCAUCUUCAGACGAUGGCUCGCAUAAUGAGGCAAAGCUUCUCAAUCAGUGGCUGGAGCGCUUGACCAGCGCCAGCAUUCAAUUUGGGAAACCGGUUAAUCAUGCACGACAGGUUGCAACUUGGAUGGAGGAAUGUGGGUUUCAAAAUGUUACCGAUGAUACGUACAAGUGUCCUAUUGGUGGUUGGGCUAAGGACCGCCGGCUUAAGGAAAUCGGUCGUAUCGGGCGAGUUAGUAUCAUCGAGGCUGUUGAGCCGUAUACAUUGGCGCUGUUCACACGGAUACUGGGUUGGAAGUUACAGGAAGCACAGGAGUUCAUGGACCGAGUGCGAAAGGAGAUGGCCAACAACAAGUACCAUGUCUAUGUAUUUUUCCACUUUAUCUAUGGACAGCGACCCAUGGAGACUGAGACUGAUCAGACCCAGACUCCCGUGGAAAGUCUUACUUGA
This is a messenger RNA of Penicillium taxi, 1089 nucleotides long. Its product is annotated as class I SAM-dependent methyltransferase. Gene Ontology annotation, molecular function: methyltransferase activity. NCBI's taxonomy places the organism in Eukaryota, Fungi, Ascomycota, Eurotiomycetes, Eurotiales, Aspergillaceae. The coding region runs from base 1 to 1089 and encodes 362 amino acids. The transcript is spliced from 3 exons. The record is from RefSeq and is a predicted model, not a curated record.